Molecule: messenger RNA, 1340 nt
Organism: Eurytemora carolleeae
Lineage: Eukaryota; Metazoa; Arthropoda; Copepoda; Calanoida; Temoridae
Exons: 10
Coding region: 785-1321 (178 amino acids)
Source: RefSeq, a predicted model, not a curated record
CUAAUAUAGGCUGGCAAGAUCUAUAUGGUAUACUCCGGAGUGAGCACUGUUAUAGUUUUAAUUAUCAUCAGAUCCCUAAUAUAGGCUGGCAAGAUCUAUAUGGUAUACUCCGGAGUGAGCACUGUUAUAGUUUUAAUUAUCAUCAGAUCCCUAAUAUAGGCUGGCAAGAUCUAUAUGGUAUACUCCGGAGUGAGCACUGUUAUAGUUUUAAUUAUCAUCAGAUCCCUAAUAUAGGCUGGCAAGAUCUAUAUGGUAUACUCCGGAGUGAGCACUGUUAUAGUUUUAAUUAUCAUCAGAUCCCUAAUAUAGGCUGGCAAGAUCUAUAUGGUAUACUCCGGAGUGAGCACUGUUAUAGUUUUAAUUAUCAUCAGAUCCCUAAUAUAGGCUGGCAAGAUCUAUAUGGUAUACUCCGGAGUGAGCACUGUUAUAGUUUUAAUUAUCAUCAGAUCCCUAAUAUAGGCUGGCAAGAUCUAUAUGGUAUACUCCGGAGUGAGCACUGUUAUAGUUUUAAUUAUCAUCAGAUCCCUAAUAUAGGCUGGCAAGAUCUAUAUGGUACACUCCAGAGUGAGCACUGCUAUAGUUUUAAUUAUCAUCAGAUGCCUAAUUCUAACUAGCUUCUGAAUCCAGGUACAGUAACAGCUGGAGGAUUUGUAUUCUAACCUUUGUACUGUUGGGAUUCUAUGUUGUUCAAAUCUACAAUGGAGAAUUAACUUCAUUUCUCACAAGUAAAGAACCAACCCCACCUAUACAGAGAAUUGAAGAUAUUUUAACAGAAGAGAAGGAAAUGAAGCUUGCUCUACCUAAGGGAACUAGUCUAGUCACUCUUCUGCAGUUCUCAGAUCAGGGAAUAUUUAAGCAGCUGUGGGAGGAGAAGGUGGUAAACCAGGAGUUUGGACUUAUCAGUGUAAGCGUACAAGAUGAUUUCUGGUUAACAGUACUCCAGAAAAAGUAUGUGAUUGCAAACUUUGGAAAUGAUGCUCUUGAUUUCAUAAACAGACAUCCCUGUGAGGCAGAGAGGGUUCCUAAGGAUUUGAUAUUUCCAAUUCAGAUUGGACUUUUCCUUCAGAAGAAUGUGAAGUUCCUUAAUCUAUUCCAAUAUGAGCUGCAGCAAAUGCAUGAAACAGGAGUAGUGGAUACUAUUAUAAAAAAUAAUGACAGGAAAAGAGAAUCUCGAACAUGUGGACUCAUUGCUGAACUAACACUCAACUUCAAGAAUACAGUGUUUCUGUUUGUGUGUAUGGUGUUAGGGGCUGGAGCAAGUAUUGUCGUCUUCAUUCUUGAAUUAUUAUACAAGAACAUCUAUUGUCAGUCUAAAAAGUAAAAUAAAGAGUUUCAAAGUA